Messenger RNA from Porites evermanni, 858 nucleotides. Lineage: Eukaryota; Metazoa; Cnidaria; Anthozoa; Scleractinia; Poritidae. The record is from the annotation of a GenBank genome assembly.
AUGGAUUCUUUCAAAAGUGACAGAGGGAGUGUCCGGGUUGUUAUUGCCACAUCAGCUCUCAGCAUGGGUGUUAAUUUUCCAGAUGUAAAGUAUGUUGUCCAUUAUGGUCCUGCAAGGUCCUCUGUAGACCACAUACAAGAAGCAGGGAGAGCAGGAAGGAAUGGUGAGAAGGCUUGUGACAUCACCAUUUAUCAUGGUCAACAACUGUCAUUUUGUGAAAAGGGAAUCAAGGAUUUUGCCAAAUCAACUAGUUGCCUCAGGCAAGCAAUCUACUUAUCCUUCGACUCUAAUGUUAAGUCUGUUGUGCCCAUGCAUGACUGUUGCUCAAUAUGUGAGCGUGACUGCAAAUGCAAUGGUGAUGGAUGCAGUAGGAUUCCACAGCUAUUUGAACAUCAAGACAAAGAAAUUACUACCACUUGCACUUCUCGAUUUGAAAGAAGGGUUUCUACUGAAGACCGUGAAGCCCUGAAAAUAGCUCUUAUUGGAAUCAAAGAACAAUAUGACUCAUCUGCGUUAUCACCCUUUGAUCCUGUUAGUACACACGGUUUUUCAUCAGAGCUUAUUGAGGCAAUUGUGAAGGACUGCGAACACUGCGGUACGCUUGACUAUCUGAUGAGUACAUUUCCAUUGUUCUCUAAAGAGCAUGCCUUUACAAUCUUGGAAAUAUUGCAUGAGAUCUUUGACGACAUUCCCGGAAUUGAAGAACUCAUGCAUUUGACUGAAUGUGACAAUUUGAAUGAGGAAAUUCCUCCCAAAAACUUGUUUGAGAUUGAGAACUACUUUGACGAGCCUAGCCUUGGAGUUUUGAAGACGACUGGGUCAAUGUUGAGGAACUGGAGAACCUGUAAGGUUGAUUGA